Molecule: messenger RNA, 2208 nt
Organism: Prosopis cineraria
Lineage: Eukaryota; Viridiplantae; Streptophyta; Magnoliopsida; Fabales; Fabaceae
Product: E3 ubiquitin protein ligase DRIP2-like
Molecular function (GO): ubiquitin-protein transferase activity
Source: RefSeq, a predicted model, not a curated record
UUUGUUUGAAAACUUCUUUAAGAAAAAGAAAACACGCACACUCUCGCACAAACUCCCGAUUCAUGCUCUUUUGGACGAAACGAAGACGCCCUCCCUCGAUUCAGAUCACCCGAAACUCCCUUCGUCCAAAUCCACGUCGAAUCUUCACAAAUCAAACCCACCCAUUUUACAGGAACGCCCCAAAAUUCUCAAGCACCUGUCUUUAACCAUCUUCACCGAUCUGCUGGUUAAUGCAAGUGAUUAUAACGAGAUGGACGUAAAUUUUAGCUGCGUACGCGCGUCCCGAUAGCAUGCACUGAGUGGAUGAUACGUGGACGAGAGGGGACGGAUUGGGCUGAUAAAGAAACGAUGGCGAAUCAGGUAGUCAAAGUUCAGAGGGAAACGAUUGUAGCAUGCAUGACCUGCCCACUUUGCAACAAGUUGUUCAGAGACGCCACCACCAUAUCUGAGUGCCUUCAUACGUUUUGCAGGAAAUGCAUCUAUGAUAAAAUUACAGAUGAGGAAUUAGAACAGUGUCCAAUCUGUAAUAUUGAUCUGGGUUGUGUUCCGCUUGAGAAAUUAAGGCCAGACCAUAAUUUACAAGAUGUAAGAGCUAAAAUUUUCCCUUUGAAGAGAAGAAGCAAAACACCUGAGGCCUUUCCCUCUAUAACAAUACCAGCAAGAAGAAAGGAGAGAUCGCUUUCAUCUUUGGUUGUCAUCACUCCCAGAGUAUCAACACAGGUAACCAUGACUGGGAGAAGAACAAAACCUACUAGAAAGGCCAGUGGUCUUCGAGCCUCUAGUUUUCCCAUUGAAAAGCCUGUAAAAAAAGAGGAAUCAGUAGAAGAUCAUACAGAGAGUUCAAGCUCGCCAGACACUGUGAACAAGUUUACUCAGAAUACCAGACAGAGUUUGCCCCCUCUUGAGUCUAGCCAAUCCUUACACACCAAAGAAAAAGAUGAUGGAGCGGAACCAUGGGAAGCAAAAUUGGAUCUUUGGAAACCUUUGAAUUGUUUAGUAGAAGUGGCAAGUAGGAGUAAAUCUUUCAAGUCUAGUGUGCAAGGGUCUGAUGCCAAACUAGAACCUGUGCAAAUAAAUGAAAACGACACUCAAGGGCAAAAAUCCAAAAAUAAAGAGAAUAAGCGCAAAGCGAAAGUUGAGAAUGAAAAAGUUGACAUUGAUCCUCUCUCUUUAAAUACAGUAAAGCCUAAUAAAUUGCGGAAAGUUCGUCGUAAAAGGGAACAUCAUUUUGGAGAACCAGGCAUAUCACCUCAAGCUGUUCUGGAUGCAAACAGUGCUACAUUCAAAAGGAGAACUGGUCCACUUUGGUUUGCCUUAGUAGCUUCUGAAGAUCAGGAAGGAGACACACCUGUGCCCCAAAUUCCUGCAAGUUAUUUAAGAAUAAAGGAUGGAAGUUUACCUGUGUCAUUUAUCCAAAAAUAUCUAAUGAAGAAACUAGACCUGAGCAGUGAAACUGAGGUUGAGAUUAAAUGCAUGGGGCAGCCAGUGGUCCCUACGCUGCAGCUAUGUAGUUUGGUUGACUUGUGGCUGCAGACUGCAUCUACGACACAGCGAAUUCCAGCAACGAUUGGGUCCUCGGCAAAGGAAUUUGUAAUGGUUCUAGCAUAUACGCGCAAAGUUCCACACCCUUGAUCUGCUUCUACCAUUAUGUCUAAAUCUCUAUCUUUAAAUUUAGCGCAUGCGGCUCUUCCUAGCCUCCAAAUCUUGUCACUAUGUUGCCAACAGCAACACCAUCAUGGUGGAUAAUGAACACAUUUCCUGUCUCAACGUAGCGUAGCAUGGCAUUCCCGAAGUCUGAUUUUUCGACGGUUUGCUUUCCUUUUUAUUCGCUCUUUAUUUCUUCCAACUAUUUCGCGAUUGUACACUUGACAUCAAGCUACAUUUCUUAGAUAUCCAAGUCAUAGAUACAGGUUCCAUACUUGACUGCAGCAGAUGAUUUCUUGUAUUUUAAGUGACGUUUGAAUUCAGAGGAUUUUCCCCCAUUAUAAAUAUGCAGAUUGUUUGUGCUGAAUUAAGGAGGAAAUCAUGCCAUCAUCCCAUAGAUCCAUACUGUCACCGCUUUUCUUCAGCCAUCCCCAAAAGACGUCUGUUUUACAUUGAACGGAGAACAAAUCACGUGAUGAUAUGACCCAAAAAAGAAUUAUGUCAAAUAUGUUGUGAAGCACGAUCUUUUUGUCGGUGUAAAGCAUGAUCUCGAACUUUCUACAA